Molecule: messenger RNA, 737 nt
Organism: Culicoides brevitarsis
Lineage: Eukaryota; Metazoa; Arthropoda; Insecta; Diptera; Ceratopogonidae
Exons: 2
Coding region: 60-737 (225 amino acids)
Source: RefSeq, a predicted model, not a curated record
UUCAUUUAACAACACAUGGUCAAAAUACAUAGAAGAUUUUUUCAAAAUAAUUCCAUAAAAUGAGCACAAAGAAAGGAAAUGUUCAGCGAACUCGAGCACAGAAGCAUCAGAACCGCACGCCAUUCAAAAAUGACCUUCACGACACUUCGAACAAGAUAAAAAUCAUAAAUGCCAUCAAAAUAGCAGAAGUUUGUGAGCGAUGCAAGGAAAUUAUCGACUGGAAACGCAAAUAUCGGAAAUACAAGCCACUGUCACAGCCAAAAACUUGCAACAAGUGCGGGCAACGAACGAUUAAACAAGCUUAUCACGUCUUAUGCACUCCCUGCGCCGUCGAAAAUCGUCAAUGUGCGAAAUGUUUGGUGUCUGCCGAUGAAGCUCACAUCUUGCCUCCCAACAAAACGCGAGAGGAAGAGGAAAAAGAACAAGCUGAACUCGAUAAAUUGUUGAAAAAUCUCCCGGAACGCAAGAGAAGAACAUUUUUACGGUAUUUGCGGAAGAAAAAUGAGCCAAGCAAAGAAGCUGUCGACGAAGAUGGCAUCGAUAUUAGUACAAAAAAGGUCGAAAAACACGAAUUGGAUGCUGAAAUCCGUAAAAAAUUCGACGAAUUGAAGUUAUUGAACCAAAAAAUGGAUGAAGAGCUCGGAUUUUUGCACGAUUUGGAUGAUUCUGAGCUGGAAGGUGAUAGUUACGAUGAAGAUGAGGAUGAUUUGGAAGACGAAUCUGAGGAAGAAUCCUAA